UCAUGCUGCUGCCAGAGUCCAGAGUUCUGGAUCAUGAGGUCCCUGUUACGGCCUCCCAUUGCUGCUGUCUCCAUCGCCACACUCUCAUGCCAUGUGCCACUUUCAGGUCUCCUCACACACUGCUGAAUUUUUUUGACAUAGGGUGCUGGCAGAUUAAACGGGCCUCCCAUAGCUGCUGCCAGGCCCCUAAUCUGCCAUAGGCCCCUAUAUACCCGCCCUCCUCAUGCUUGCUGCCAGGUCCAGAGUCUGUCAUGGGACCCUGUACUGGCCUCCCAUUGCUGCUGUCUCCAUCGCCACAACACUCUGCCAUGUGCCACUUUCAGGUCUCCUCACACACUGCUGGUGUGUAGAAUUUUUUGAC
Staurois parvus is the source of this 361-nucleotide messenger RNA. The record is from the annotation of a GenBank genome assembly. NCBI's taxonomy places the organism in Eukaryota, Metazoa, Chordata, Amphibia, Anura, Ranidae.